Xylaria bambusicola is the source of this 992-nucleotide messenger RNA. RefSeq names its product kinase-like protein. The coding region runs from base 90 to 917 and encodes 275 amino acids. Gene Ontology annotation, molecular function: ATP binding; protein serine/threonine kinase activity. Gene Ontology annotation, biological process: protein phosphorylation; mitotic DNA damage checkpoint signaling. The record is from RefSeq and is a predicted model, not a curated record. The transcript is spliced from 3 exons. Gene Ontology annotation, cellular component: nucleus; cytoplasm. NCBI's taxonomy places the organism in Eukaryota, Fungi, Ascomycota, Sordariomycetes, Xylariales, Xylariaceae.
AUACACUUAGGCAGCUGAGACCACAAAUGUCAUAACUAGUCAAUAGAGCGCCUUGAAAGCAGGCUCUUGCCUAAACGCACCCUUGAUCAAUGGCAGCUCCAAACAGGAAUACCAGCCCUCCUCACGACAUCCGAGAUUUCUCGGACCUAGAUGGCGCAAGCGGCACGGAAGAAGACGGCAUCCCGUAUACCACGUUCUGGAAGUUCUAUGGCAACGGCGACGCAUACUUCGCGCAGAUAUUCAAGACGAGGCUAGACAUCACCAUCGACGAGGUCCGAGACGCGAUGAAAAAGAUCCCGGAUCCUGAUAUCUACCCGGAGAUACCCGAAGAUGCCAACUUGAAGAUCGUCGAAGCAAGCGAUAUACCGAAUGCUGAAUUAUACAUCAAGAGGCCUUCUCUUACCACGUACGAAACCUCUUUCCCUCUCGAUGUAAUUCGCGAGAUAUACAUAGGCGAAGCGCAAAUAACGGAACUCCUAUCGCGCAUCCCGCACAAGAACAUAGUCCGAUACUACGGGUGUCAGGCGCGCGACGGCCGCAUCACAGGGAUCCUCCUGCAGCGACACAAGUACACCCUCUUGGAGUAUUUCCUCUGGGACCUGCAUAAAUCCAGCGCUGCGCUGGAUCCCCGACGCUUCAUGGCCGAGCUGGGAUCGGCGGUGGCACAUCUCCACGCCAACGGCCUUGCGCACAACGAUCUGAAGCCGAGCAAUAUCCUCCUCGACGGGGAUCACAUGCCCGUGGUGAUCGACUUCGGGUCGUGCCGCCCGUUCGGCGGGCGGUUGCUGGAAGGGGGCACGAAGGGAUGGUGCGAUGGCGAGAAGUUGAUGACGACUUCCGAUAAGGAGCAUGAUUUGUUCGGGUUGGCGAGGAUCGGGGAGUGGUUGGAGGACCCUGAUCGGCAGAUGAAUGGGUAAGUGGGUUAAGGCAGUCUACGUAUCGGAGCUCUCCCUCAGCUAGAUACAUACAUACGUAUGCAUUACAGCUAGCUA